Molecule: messenger RNA, 2193 nt
Organism: Talaromyces rugulosus
Lineage: Eukaryota; Fungi; Ascomycota; Eurotiomycetes; Eurotiales; Trichocomaceae
Exons: 6
Molecular function (GO): protein binding
Source: RefSeq, a predicted model, not a curated record
UGUCUAUCUACUGAUGCCUUGCUUCUCCCAUCCAAUCGUCGCUUCUUUCCAUUCAAAAUCCCCAACUUCCACCGUCAACUACGCCACUAUAUAAGCACCGCGGAUCCAGACAGGAUCUACCUCGUCGUCCACAAGGUCGUGCAUUCGAUCCAUAUCAAGUCGCAAAAGUGGGAUACAAUUGAGCGGGUGCCGUUUGAGCCAAAAUGCCUUGCCGCGGCUUACGGCUGGAUUGUGGUCGGAGGAUCCGAUAAUGGAGAAUGUGCUUUCAUUAAACUGCCUGGUCGCCAUGCCCAUACUCCACGAGCCGAGACGAGAGCGGAGGGGUUGGAUGUAGAUACCGCGCUGCCAAUCGGCCUUGAUUUCAACUCAAGGACGCCCACAGCUGCGCCCGAUGACGAACCGUCUCCAUCUGGGAUCGAAGGUGGCCAGAACGAUGUACCUGAGAUUUUCACAAAGUCGCUUUCUGGUAGUAUUGUCAACUCGGUUAGUAUUCACCGGUUUCCGGGUGAUAACGAAAGAUUUGCGCAUGAGGACAUUGUCGUAAUCAGCAACAACGACAAGACGGUCAGGCUGUUCUCCCUCACACGGACAAAAGUGCUCCAAACGAUCAAUCACCCUACCUGCAUGAAUUAUUCUGUUAUGUCCCCUGACUCGAGAAUACUGGCUGCCGUUGGGGAUGAGAACUUUGCGUACUUUUAUCGGAUCGUGCGUGACCCCAGCAAGAUUGACUAUGGAGAGCAUGGCCAAAGACUAUCAGGAUGGACAUGCAAGUUUCUCUCUCGAAUGGAGCUCCCUCUCAGCGCGACUAUGCGUACAACUGAUGAUGGCAGUUGUUUCACCAUUGCCUUCUCCCCCUCCAGUCAUCUGUGUGCGAUCGGCUCCCAGGCCGGUUUAAUCAGCGUAUACGACGUGGAGUCUAUCCUUCAAAACAAGGAAGAUUCGCAGUGUAGGUUGCAAGUGUUUCGAUCGUCUCGCCCUGAUUUAGACGCUGGCGCAGUGCGCAGUAUGGCAUUUUCGCCAGAUCCAUGGGAUCUUCUAGUCUGGGUUGAGGAUAUGGGGAAAUUUGGAAUUGCCGAUAUCCGGUCAGGCUUCCUCCGCAGGCAAGUGGUGGAUCUAGACAAAGAUGGUCCUGAUGUGGAGAAAGUGCGCACAUCUUUUAGGUCGCCCUUUAUCUCACGCUCAUCGGGUGAUCACUUGGAUAAUAGGCCUGAUGAGGACUCUAGUAGUGUUCAUCAGGCUAUGUUAGAUUUUCUUGGGGGAACAUCAUCGACCAGUGCGAAUCCCAGUUCUUCGGAGCGAGUGUCGUCUCUAAGAGAGAGUGUACAAGGCUUGACAGAUAGAGAACGCCGGAUUAUUGAAUUUCUCAAUACUGCCCGUUGGUCAUCUAGACAAGAGGGUGACGACGGCGAGCGACCGCCGAGAACACCCAGCAACUUACGACAUGGCGCGAAUGCCUCCUCCCUUGGUGGCGCUGAAAUUGCUGAUACAUCCCCUCGAACCACCUCACCCUUUCGCUCCACAGACGCCGCCCUCCACGAGCUGUUCCGCGAGCAUUAUCUAGGCCGUGUCGGUUCCACAGACCGUAGUUUUGGCCAAAGACGUCGCGAUUCUAUUGUAUUAUCCCAGCCUGGCUCUGGCUCCGACUCCAACAUGGAGAAUACAGAAGACGGCAAUUCGACUGCAGAUGUCCAGGUUUUGCUGAGAUGGACCACCUCACCGAUGGAAGUGCAGCCCUUUGAAAGCCCUUCACAGCCGGAAGAAAACAAUUCUGCUGAAACUGAUUCAAGGACCAUUGAAAUAGAAACUACAUCACCCGCAGACCGCCAAUCUUCUCAACGUUCGAGAUCCAUACCUCGUCGGUCUUCACGCCCAGGUGCUGGCACGGAAAGUAGAUAUGACAAUCCGCGCUCAACAGCGGAGUUGCGAGCCAGUGUGACGGCGGAACGCCUUCGACGGCAGCGACUGGCUGCAAAUGAGACUCGGUCCCCCCGCUGGUUUAGAGAUUUUCUUAGUAAUGAUGCUCCCGAACGACACCUCGCAUACAUGCCCCAUGAUCAAGAACCUGGUGGGACUGCUGGUGUUGGAUGGGGGACUGAUGCAAGGAGCUUGUAUAUUGGAACGGUGGAUGGAAUUUUUGAAUUUCAAAUCAAUGUACAGGACCGAAAAAGCUUUCCGGCGUUUUCUUUCCGUUGA